Molecule: messenger RNA, 1583 nt
Organism: Effrenium voratum
Lineage: Eukaryota; Dinophyceae; Suessiales; Symbiodiniaceae
Source: the annotation of a GenBank genome assembly
GGAUCUCUAUUUCUGAGCCCAGUCCAAUCAGUUUUUGACGCAUGGAGCAGCCGGCCCUCGCCGGAGCAGUUCGCUGGGUGCAGGCCAAUGACAUCCGGGCGCAAGGCGUGGGUUGGUCGACGUGGCUGGAUGGCCAGAACGCUGGGCCCCAGAAGGACCCGCAGAGGCAUCCCGCCCAAGUACUGCGGCAGUUCCUUGAGGCCGUGCGGCCAGGCUUGCCGAAGGAGGUGCUUGCAGCCGUCCAGGGCGAGGAGGAGGCUAUGCAAAGCUUGGCGACCUUUCUAGGCAGCAAGGGCGCUGGUCUCGUCAAGCUCAUGGAGCUGACCAGGACGCAUCCCAACUUCAGGGCCUUCUAUGGGUGCCUUGGACUGUUCCCUGACGAGACCUGGGUGCAGAGAAAGCGGCGGAAGUUAAAGGGUGAGCCUCCGGAGAACGUGGAGGACAUCCUUCUGGCGGUGGAUUGUGAGAUGGUGGCCACAGACCAGGACCAGAACGCGCUGGCAAGAGUUUGCGCAUGCAAUGCCAAGGGGGAAGUGCUCAUGGACAGGUUAGUCCGGCCGGAGGGUGUCAUUACAGAUGCCCGUAGCGACAUCACGGGCCUGCAGGCAGCUCAACUGGCGGAAGUGGACUUCAGCCUUUCAGACGCACAGGAGGAGCUUUUGGGUUUGAUGUCGCCUUGGACUGUUCUGGUGGGCCACACCUUGAACCACGACCUGUCAGUGUUGCGACUGCAAUCCUUCUUGGUGCUGGACAUCGGCCUUUUGUAUGCCAUUGAGGGCCAGCCCAGGCGACGCCCUGCUCUGGCGCAUUUGGUGCACCAGCUGCUGCGAAAAGACUUCAGACUGGAAGGCUUGCACGACUGCGUCCAGGAUGUCCUGAUGACGAUGCAGAUCGCGGUUCAGCGGCUUCGUGGUGGAGCCGUGGGCACUGUGUGGGUGCCAGCGCCGCCGGCCUCUGACAAGGACCUUGCCAAUGCCCGGACACUGUAUGUGCACCGGGUGCCGCAGCGUCAGGAUGCCUUCGCGGCCAUUGCCAAGCUCUUUGCCUCCUUGCCGGCCGAAUUCGGGUCAUCCUUGGAGGGCAUCAAUAUGUUGCAGUCGGGCAAUGCCGCGCUCAUCAGUGCCACAGCACGGUUUGCCUCGGCGGAGGCUGCAGAGGCGGCGUUUCUGGCCAUCCCUGCAGAGUCCAUCGAGAUCGACAAGGUUCAGCGCCCUCAGAAGUUGGUGAAGAUCCACUUUGAGGACCGCAGCGCGCUGAUUUGCAUCCGGCCCAUUUUGGGAGGCAUUGGCAAGGCGAGCUUGGCGAAGCCGGAGCCCAAGGCGCCGGUGGUGAAGCCCAAGCGCACGGGGAAGGGCUGGCCUGGGUGGCGGCGAGCGGCCGAGCAGCUGCUGGCGGCACAGCCGAGCAAAGCCUUGCACUGGCAACAGCUCAUCGAAGAACUGGUGCUGCAACGUCGGGAGCAGGCGGGCGGGCGGCCGGGGGAGCAGAGCGAGCCCCAAGAGCUGCUGCAGCUCCGCGCCCUCGCGCACCUCCCCGAGGAGUUUCUCAGCGAGACCGAGCCUUUGGUACGGCUGAGGUGAAAA